AUGGUGGCUGGUGGUGGAGGAAGCACAGAAUGGCCAGGGUCUAUAGGUGGAAAUGGAGGAGGACUUGAAGGUGGGGCAGGGCAAUCAGAUUGUUUUAAUAAUGGGACUAUUUGCCCUGAGAUAAUUUCUACUGGAGGAACUCAACUUCGAGGCGGAAUUGCAUCAAAGAGAAACAACUUUAUUUUUGCUCCUUCCCAAAAGGGUUUUGAUGGAGCUUUUGGAAUUUCUUUAAAUGCUGACAUGUCUAAUAACGGAGGUAUUGCAGGGAAUGGGUAUUGGAGUGGAGCUUCGUUGGAAUACUCAGGAUCUGGAGGUGGAGGAAGCUCAUUUAUAUCAGGCUAUGAUGGAUGCAUUGCUCUAAAUAGCUCUGAAAAUGAAGAUCCUAAUCCUAAUAACAGCUCAAUCCAUUACUCUGGCAUAUCUUUUUUGCAGCCAUCGAUGCAUAAAGGAAACACAACAAUGCCUCUCUACCACUCGCCGAACGCGUAUGGUAUUGGCAAUAAGGGCAGAGGUUGCAUAAGGAUUACCAUCUUAAACUAUCCUGAGCUAUCUUGUGAUAUACAUUAUGCAUUGCCUUUUAAUCUAUUAAUAAUUUACAUUUUUUUCAUCUUAGAAUCUUAG
Molecule: messenger RNA, 621 nt
Organism: Trichomonas vaginalis G3
Lineage: Eukaryota; Parabasalia; Trichomonadida; Trichomonadidae
Product: glycine-rich protein family
Exons: 1
Coding region: 1-621 (206 amino acids)
Source: RefSeq, a predicted model, not a curated record